GUAAUUUUUGUAAGCAACUCUUAUAUUCAAAACAAACUUGGGAUCCUUGUAACUAACUAGAUACAAUCUAAAUUUUCACUUGACUGUCUGUAAAAUUAGAACCUUGUUCCAAAAAGAAAAAAGCAUGGGAGAAUCUGCUUGCCUCAUGCAGCCAUUCUCAUACGCAGCUCCACAGGGAGAUUCUCUUGGUGCUUUAGGACAGUCUGUGUCCUUUGGGAGAUUCAUGUCUGAGAGACUUGACUGGGAAAAAUGGUCAUCUUUCCCGACACAGAACCGUUAUGUGGCGGAGGCAGAGAGAUACUCGAGGCCAGGGUCUGUGGCUCAGAAGAAAGCCUUCUUCGAAGCUCACUACAAGAAUCUCGCUGCUGCAAGAAAAGCUGCCGCUGAAGAGGCACUCUUGCUCCGACAGCAAACCUCUGAUGAGUUGGUUCCAGUUCAAGAAGAAGAUAUCAAUGGCGUAGGAAAGAAAGAAUCAGACCCCCCGGUUCCUGAGAUUCCAAGAGCAUCUUUAGAUGCUGAAAUGAAAGUAGUUGCAGAAAAAGUAAGCAGGUCUUCUGGUAAUAGACAGUCUGAUGAGAAAGAGAACCGUCGGAAGACUGAGUCAGAGAUCAAUGGCAAAGGGUCUACAGUUAAAGAAGAACAACAGGUUGAGGAGAAAACGCCUAUGAUCCUCCUUAAGAAGAAUUCCAAAGAAGCACAACCAAAGAGCAGUACAAAGCCGAGAGUGUCUAAGCUCAAUAUAUCGGAGAGGACUCCAAGUCAAAAGCCUAGUAACAAGAGCAGCUCUUACAAUUUCACACCAGCAAAAGAGUUCAAUAGGUUAGUGUCCAUCAUAAGGAAGAUUGAUGGGUCAUCAAGAGCUUCUUCUAAACAAACCAAAGAAUGCAAAACUCCUCUCCGGACACCAUCAAGCAAUAAUAAGGUAUCUGCAAAGGGAAUUGUGGAGGACUCUUUGUUCACCACACCUUUGUCUAGUAACAGAAGAGCUCCUGAUUCUUCUACCAAGACAGGUCGAGGAAGAUGGAAUUUCCUCCCUGCAGAGACGCCGAGCUGCUUCACACCGUUUGGCUUAAGAACAGAGGAGAGAGCAGAGAGAAGAAAAAAGAAGCUAGAGGAGAAAUUCAAAGCCAUGGAGGCACAGAAAGAGAAGGAGGAGGAGCAGGAGAGGAGUGUGGAGAAAGAAGAGAGUAAACUAAGGCAAAGGCUGUGCUUCAAGGCGAAGCAACUUCCAAAUUUCUACAAACACAGACCUAAAUCCACUGACCAAACUAAAAAAGCUCUGUUACGGUAGCAGAGAGAGAGAGAUGCUAAAGAAUAAAUCAUUUAUCCUUCAGAGAUGUGAACUACUGUAUAUUGCGCAGCCUUAGCGCCUGUGUGGAGGAUUAGUCUCUCUGGAAGGAAUCCUUCAACUACUCUUUUCUUCUUUUCUCUGAGACACACUGGAUUUGAUCAUUUGUAUUAAUAUUUGUAAUUUUGUGUUCUAUUAAAUAUCUUUUUGCUUCU
This is a messenger RNA of Brassica oleracea var. oleracea, 1503 nucleotides long. RefSeq names its product PH domain-containing protein DDB_G0287875. Bases 125 to 1291 code for a protein of 388 amino acids. The transcript is spliced from 8 exons. NCBI's taxonomy places the organism in Eukaryota, Viridiplantae, Streptophyta, Magnoliopsida, Brassicales, Brassicaceae. The record is from RefSeq and is a predicted model, not a curated record.